UUCUCUCAUUAUUUUCAAAUUAUUACUUGUUGGCUUUUUGUAUUUGGUUUAUUAGGUAUACGAUUUAUUAACUAAAUAACGCUUAUGAUCCCAGAAAAUAUAUUUUUGUUAUUUGGCACAAGUGAAAUAUGAUGUACACUAUAAUGUAAACCUACAUUCGGUCUCAGCUGCAAUUUGUAACAUUUGGCACUUAGCAGCCUGUAGGUUAUGUUUGUUUAUUGUGUACUUGAGACGAGAAGUAUAUUGUGAUUGAUUAUGGCUCCUAAGAAGUUAACUGCAUCACAAAUAUUAUAUUUGAUUGAGAGUGGUGAUGUGUCUGAUAUUGAAGGGCUAAGUGGAGAAGAUGAUACUGUGAUUGACGAAACAGCUGUAGUCAACGAAGAUAGCGAAGAAGAGGUUAUAGAGGAUUAUGAGAACAUUGCAGUGUUAGAUGUACAGAAUGUAGAAGAGGUUGCAGGUGAAGAUGUUCAUGACGAUAUUAGAGAUAUGUUGGAGUUGACCACAGCAAAACAAAAUAUAUCAUGGCGAAGAGGAAUUUUUACCACCGGAGAACCAUCAGAAUUUCAAACUCAAGUUCCAGAACCUGUUUUAGAGCCCUACGAGUACUUCCAAAGGUACAUACCACUGGACUUUUAUGAGAAGGCAGCCACGUUCACCAAUAUAUGUGCGCUUUAAAAAGGUGAAACAAAAUUCGGUAAAUAUGUAUUGUACGGAUUAGCGCAAAAAAAAAACGUACAAAUAUGAAAUAACUUAAAUUAUAUGCUAUCUUACGUCCUCUUUUCAGAACCGCCUGCGGAGAUAAAAAAUUCCAAUUACUUUUGGAGAUAUCGAAUUUUUUAAAAUUAAUUUUUUGGCGAUUUUUUUUAAAAAUAAAUUUAAAAAUCCGAAAAUACCUUUAUUCUGUGCUCUUUAACUUCCUCUUUUCAUUAAACCCGUCGGAGAUCAGAAAUUCCAAAUACUUUAGGAUAUAUGGAAUUUUUUAAUUUUCAUGCUGUUCCCCUUCAGCGGGAAGCCUACGAUUCACACUUCCUUCUGGACAUACCCGAAUACUCACGUUGGCAAGCCUUCUUUUCUUAAAAUUAGCAAGAAGUACUUAAAAAUACUUUAAAACAUUGUGGAUGGUUGGUUAUAUUAGGUAUGUAUAGCUACAUUAAAAAAACUGUAAAAUCAUUUUAUGGUUGCUUAGAAAAUAACUUUUUAAUAUGUAGCUAUCCAGCGCUAGGAAACCGUUUACAUGAUUUCACAGUAUUUUUAAUGUAGCUAUCCUAACCAAAUCAACCAUCCACAAUGUUUAGAAGUAUUUAUAAUGUAGAUAACAUAACCUAAGUGACCAUUAGUUUUCAUGAGUUGCAUAUUUAUUUACAAUAAACAAAAAAAAACCGAAGAUGCACGAUCGGGCGUUUGCCUCUCGUCUGUUGAAAGAAGGCUUGCCAACGUGAGUAUUCGGGUAUGUCCAGAAGGAUGAGUGAAUCGUAGGCUUCCCGCGUUCACCAUUGUUGCUUGUUUACAAGUAUGAUUUUUUUUUUCGCGACAUAGUUGAACGACUACAUCACGUAAAAAGAAAAUUACGUGAGUUCCUAAUGUUCAUCCUUUUUCCCGGUUUGUUAGGUCAGGUCAGCUACAUUACAAAUACUUUAAAACUAAACAACCAUUAAAAUUAAUUUUUAUUAUUUUUAAUGUCCGUUCAGUUUCAAAGUAUUUAUACUGUAGCUGUCCUGACCUAAUCUACCUUUGUCCCGUUUUGUUAGGUCAGGUCAGUUACAUUAUAAAUACUUAAAACUAUACAAGUAAAAUUAAUUGAUAUUAUUUUUAAUUUCCGUUUAUUUUGAAGUAUUUAUCAUGUAACUAACCUUACCUAAUGGAAAAUUUCUGUUAUUUAGGCAUUCACGCACACACAGCAAAAUAUAAAAUUGCAUCUGUUGAAUGAUUACAUAGGGCUUGUAUUGCAAAAUAAGAACGGCGAUAUCUCCAAAAGUAAUUUGAAUUUUUAAUCUCCGCAGGCGGUUUUGAAAAGAGGACGUAAAAGAGCAUAUAAUGAAAGUUAUUUCAUAUUUGUACGAUUUUUUUUGGCGCUAAUCCGUACAAUACAUAUUUACCCAAAAUUCAAGCCUGCGACAGCAGUUGAAUUAGAAAUUUUAUUUGCACUUCACAUAGCUACAAGAUGCCUGAACUUCCCUAGGAUCCGCAUGUACCGUACUGGGAGUUUGUGUUGGGUCUGGGAUUGUUCCAAGAGAAUAUGACGAGGGAUCGUUUUUACCAACUACGAACCAAUUUGCAUUUUGUAAAUAAUUUAGAAAAACCAGACAGAUGCACUGACGUUUUUUGGAAAGUAAGGCCAAUUUUUUAUAUUGUUCGAAGUCGUCGUUUACAGCUUCAUGUUGAGCGUGAAAUUGCUAUAGACUAGGAAAUGAUUCCCUUCACUGAGAAACUUGGUGUGAAGUAAUAUGUAAAGGGAAAACCUAAUCCAUGGGGAAUAAAAAAUUUUGUGCUUUGUGGGACAUCCGGUUUAGCAUACGACUUCGUGCUGUAUCAAGGUAGUAAAACUGGAUGUGACAAUGGCAUUCAGAAAAAAUUUGGUCGGGGUUCGGCAGUAGUCCUCAAGUUGACGGAGAGAUUGGUACAACCAGGACACAUCCUCUUUUUUGACAUCUGGUUUACUUCCUACAAUCUCCUUCAACUUGUAAAAUCAAAAAUUAUUUUAGCAGGUGGAACGACUCGUGAAAAUAGAUUUGCUAACCCACCAUUUACAUCAGACAAAAACAUGAAAAAGACUCAUGUAAGGGGCUACACUGAAGAGCUAGUUAGUACUAUUAGUAUUAUGUAAAUGGUUGGAUAAUAGAACUGUCACAAUGGCUUCCAAUUUUUUGGGUAUUGGGGCCGAAGAUGAAGUGCGCAGGUAUGAAAAGGCCACGAAAACCUAUAUCCCAGUUCGUAGACCUGAAAUUGUAAAAUCUUACAACCAAGUCAUGGGUUGAGUACGACAGAUUUAUGAGUUUUUACAGGAUCAGUCUUAGUUCGAAGAAGUGGACACUGAGAAUGGCAUUCCAUGUCGUGGACAUGGCCAUGGUAAAUGCCUGGCUGGAAUACAAGCGUGACUGCAAGGGAAACAAUAUCCCGAAAAACAAGAUUUUGGAUCAGUUGGCCUUUCGCUUUCAAGUAGUUGAUAGCCUGCUGAAAGUUGGUAAAACAAUAGGCAGGAAAAGGGGACGGCCCUCUUUGGAAGAUGUGCCAGAACUGAAUGUCAACAUUCCUUGGGUCAAGAAGGAGAAAGCUCCUAGUGCCAAUGUUCAGCUGGACAGCGUUGACAAUUUACCCAUUCAUGACCAGAAGAAAGAGCCUACGAGAUUGCUUGAGGCUGGUUGCCGUGUGCUUGGCAGUGCAGUCGCAGCUGUCCUUGGAGGAACCGAGUUCCUGAACGCCUUUUAAAACCAUGGCGUCGUCUCGGGGCAGGCACCUGAAGGAAUGGCUGCGGCAGAGGGAAGAUGAGGACCUGCAGCGUCGGCGAGUGCUGGAGGCACGGGAAGUCGAGCGGUCGAACAUCGACAAGAGGGCCGCAGAGCGACUGGUUUCCCGCCAGCAUCGGGUGCAGCAGCUGGAGGCAGAGACCGAAGCAGCUUUGGCCAAGGCAGAAGAAGCAAAAGCAUUGCGUGCAGCUCUAAUUGAACAAGAGGAGAAACUCGCCACAGAGAUGUUAAAGCAGGAACAUGAAAAGCUUAGGGAAGAAAAACUUAGACAGAAGAUACGAGAGACAAGUGUUGAGUUGCGAGAGCUUGAAGCUAAGUUGCGUGCGGCUUACUUUACUAAAGAGCUGUAUGCUCAGAUAGCUGAGAAGAAAGUUGCAAAGCUUGAAGAAAAGCAUCGUGAACAUGCCGAAGCAGAACAUCAGCAGUCAAUUUGGAAAGAAGAUAAAGAAUUAGAAAGGCAAGAGAAUUUAGAAAAUUUCCAGCGCAAAUUAAAGUACCGAAGCGAGCUCCUGGACCAGAUCGCUGAAGUAGAGAAGAAUCGACAAAAGGCCUUGCUGGAAUUUUUGCGAGAGAAGAAGAUGUUGGAUGAAAUAGUCCAGCGUAUCCAUGAAGAAGAUAUUAGGGAAAUGGAAGAAAGAAUGAUGAAGAUGAAGAAGACACAGCAGGAAAUAGAACUCUUUAGGCUUGCCAGGAUUGCUUGGAAAGAAAAAGAGAAAGCAGAGCUGGAAGAGGAAAAUAGGAAAAUUCUUGAGUAUGUGGAGAAAUGUGAUGCAGCUGAGAGAGAACGUGUCAAAGCUAUGAAAGAACGAGAAGAGAAGAAAUCUAUGGUGUUGGAUAAGUUAGCAGCUCAAAUUUAUCAAGAACAGGUGCGGCGGGAGGAGCAGUUGGCGGCCCUGCAGGAGGUGCAGGAGCUGGAGGCCCAGGAGGAGGAGGAGCGGCGGGAGCGGGAGGCUCUGGAGCGGCAACUGCGGCAGCGAGUAGCGUGGCGCCAGGCCCAGCGCGAGCACAUGGCCGAGAGGCUGCGGCAGCUCAGGCUGGAGGCAGAGCAGGAGCACCAGGAGAGGCAGCAGAUGCUGGUGAAGUUCGCGGAGGCAGAGCGGCUGGAGCAGGCAACAGCGGAGCGGCGACGCCGUGCUGUCUUGCAGCACCGCAGCGCCGUGGAGGCGGAGCUGCGCGAGAGACGGAUGCGCCGAGAGGAGGAGAUGAAGAGGCUGGUGGAACUGCACCAGCUCCAGGCCGAGGAGGAGCAGUCCAGGCUUUGCUUCAUUGAAGAGGAGCGGUUACGUCUGCUGAAGGAGCACGCCGCCCACUUGCUGGGCUUCCUGCCUCGCGGCCUUCUGCGUCAAGACGACCUGCCCCACCUUGGUUCAGAGUUUGUCCAAGGAACUUGAAUGUUGUCAGUAUGCAGGUUCUUCAUCUUGUUGUUAUAACAACAAGUGAUUUUGGAGUGUUUUUUUUACUGAGCAUAAUGCUCACCAACUUGUGACACCUUUUUCUAUAAAUGGUUACAUUCGUCUUAUGAAUGGGUCUGUCAUGUUGUAAAGUGUUUCACUUAGUAUAUACAUGCCAUGUUUUAUCGCAUAAUCGUCGCACAUUUUGUACUAAAAUCAAGUUUGAAAAGUAGGUUUGCAAUUUUUAUGUGAAAAAAAUUUUUUUUUUGUUAGAUGAAGUUAGUCAUAAAAAAAAACCUAUUCAUGGAAAUUAUGUUUAUUUAAAAAGUAGAGUAUACAAACACAUGCCAAAAAAAUUUAAAUUAAUAAUCAUGCAACAAACACAUGUUCAACAUUAAAUAUAAAAAUGAAAACCCUGACCUGAACGUGAAUCAGAACUAACUCAUAACUAUGGUCGUAUUACACACUUAUCAUGAAAGAGUGUGAACUAUCAAAUGCAGUUAACUUGGCAAUAGACAGAGCAUGUGCAUUGCAUGAAAUUGGUGAGCUAUUAAUAUUGAUAUUCGACUAUGUGCGUUCACUCUAUUCGGGAAUUAACAUAACCAAAUAUGAAUGAUGCUACCUAGCGCUGGAUACAUUUUUAUAAGCGUUACACAGUGGUGACAAAGUUGAACGGAUAAAGGUUAUAUAAACGUUUGCAAACAUCUUUAAAAGACAAUUUUCACAUCAGACAACUUCGUAUUUCUGUUAAUUAAAUAAGUAAGCAGUUAUAUCUGAAUGAAUAUUAGAUUUAAACUUUAAAAUACAUUGUUUUAUAUGGGAAAACUAUGAACACAAAACGCUUGGAAUCUAACAGCAGGACCAAAAAAACAUUAUGCAAUAUUUAUGCGAGAAUGUCUUUUCUCCAAAUUUUGAUGCCCUGAAAUAACGGUGCGACAAAUAUGUGAUAAAACACUGUAAUCUCUACACAUCACUGCUUGAAGUUAAAGUAAAUAGAGUAUUGAAAAUUUAUGUGCUCAGUGAUCUCAAACCAUGUCCCUUAGCAUUGGUCAGGGGAAUCAAGUAUGUGAUUUUAACACUCAAACACUUCUUAAUCUAAGGUACCAAUAUUGUGGUUGAGAUUAAAACUUUGUGAUAUUUUUCUAUAGUAUAAAUAGAGUUGUGCUUUACUGCAUUAUCAACAAUGCCAUCUAUUAAAAAAAAGAAAAAAGUUAUGGAUUUUGCAGUGUCUUUUUGUUUUUAUAUUAGUGAUGGGUUAAUUCCUGUUUUUUCCCGGUUCUCGGUUUUGUACUGGUUCUUAAAAAUUGGUUCUCGGUCUUCGGUUCUCACUUAAAAAAUAAAAUAAGGAUUAUUUACACAUUUUUAUGAAGUUUUUCAAGUAAACUAUUUAUUGUUUCAUUUACAAAAAAGCUCUAAAAAGCCUGUAUCCAGAUUUACAUCUUCAACAAUUUACUGUUUAUAACACUGAAAAUAAUAAUUUGUUUGUAUAAUUCUGUCCUCAGUGAUUUUAUUGUAUGCUUACAAAUAAAUGCAUGGGCAUAAUGUUUCAGUCUUUAAAUAGACUAUUAAAACAAAUUAAAAGAUUUUAGUAUAGUUUUCAAGCUACAGCAAACAAACCAACCUACUACAAAUGUAAUAUCUAUUAGUGAAAAAUAAUUCUAAAUAAUAUAGAGAACAAUAAACAAAACUAAAAUUUACUAUAUUAAUCUAGCAAUUACAUCAAAAAAUUUACAUACACACAGGAAUAAAGUAUUACAAUAAUGGAAAUAAAUAAAAUGAUGGUGAACGUUCAAAGAAUUAAAAUAAGACAUUUUUCACCAGACUUAUUGUCUACAUAAAAUUCUUGAGACAAAAAACCAACAAUUUGACCCUUUCAGGGUCUAGUCUGUUCCUUUUCACAUCGUAAAUGACACCUGCAGUGAGAACGUACGCUCACAGACACAGUUGUUGAAGGAAUACAUAGGUUUAAGGGCAAGUUGUUUGAGUCUCUUAUGAUCAGAGUCAUGCCAGUAUUGACCAAUUGCCUUUGGAUCAGUCUCUAGGUUCAGAGUUGAUUAAUGUAAAUAGAGCUUCAUUUCAUCUUCAGCACUUGUAGAUAACUGAGGUCCUGAGCUACUAGAAGCAACAAAGUGCUUGUAUCUGGCCCAAAUGCAGUGACUACUGCCCGUUUGAACAUCACUUGUUUAAAGUGAAGCUACUUUCUGAGGGAUUACACUAGCUUCCUUGAGCAUCUUCAUUUCACAAAUAUUGAUUCUUUAACUGAAUUAAAAAUUUCUUCGUGUUUUCCAUCCUGAAAAGAUUUCAUCUUGAAACAGGGAUCUAAUAAAGUAACCUUUACUAUUAGGUCACAUGUAUGGUGUGCCGGAAAUUAGGUAUUUCGGCACGUUUUUUUUAAUAUUCAUUAUAAUUUUAAAUUAUUUUUGGAAAUUUUAUUUUUUAUAUAAUUGGGUUACAAAAGGGUGAUUUACACUUUGUUAGGCUGGUGUACUCUACUUAGUUAAACUUUGCGGCAGUGGCCCGAGGCACCUUUUCUCAGGGGCCAAUCUGAUCUAAUGCAAACCUAAAGACGUUGUUAGCAGCCUGGAUGACAUUUCUCCCGCUUGCAGUCAUGUCCGGGGCCUGUAACAUUAUUUUCCUGCAUGACUAAAUAUGCACACACAUCUCUGGACGAGUUGUUACCAUUUCUCAGAGACGAGCUUACAACAGCUCUUCCCAUCACGCAUACGUCUUAGGUUCACUCAUAGAAAGUCACGUUAGGACGCGUUUUCCCAUGCCGAGUGGUGUCGUUUCUCCCCCCUCUUACCCCGCCUCCUAGCGAGUAUCAUUGAAAGUUCAAGAACCCAUCAGGGCAAGUGGCCUGAGUCAAAGCUGUUCAGCCUCCAGAACUGUGGUGCGAUUUGGAGACACCCACGCCAUCUAACGAGCUCCUUUAGAACUAACCACCUUGUGGCUGACCAGAGAAAGGCCACCAGCGCUCCCUGUGCGCUUGAGUUGAGUACUUCCAUCCCCCUUCUCAGUUAGGCCGCCAGAGCGCAGCACUGGCCACAGCAUAAGAACACAGGCAUCACCACCUCAACCUUUCUAUAGUUGAUAGGCGGUUGUUUUCGGAGUUGCCCUCUAGACAGCACUGUGAUCGCGCGAAGUUCGAGUUAAACACUCGAGUUGUGUUUUGUUCUCGCCGCGCACCUUCGGGUAUCUUCGGCUAUCUUCGGUACACCCCCACCCCUCCAACCUUUGUUCCGGGGCGGAACACAGUUUUUAAUUUAGAGACUUUCCGCGCGCACCAACACUUCGGCGCACGGUCCUGUCUGGCUGGUGCUACCAUCGUCGACGCUUGUCUCUGCCAAGAAGAACGCCGUCACUUGUAACAUGUAGUCAACAGACUACGAGAGAUGAACUCCUUAAUUUAGAUAGAAUUGUUUAGCCAGUUUCAUAGUCAAAGUGUUAUAGUAGUUUUCUUUUUCUGGUUUUAUUUAAAUAAUAUAUUAAAUGAUGGAAUUCUUGUUAAAAAUCGCGUCGCGGGUGUCGGGCCUCCAAUGCGCGCCUCCACCCUGAGUGACUGCAUCAUCCACCCUGCAUUGGUGAGUGUUUAUUUUCCUCGUCACUAGAUUCCCCCCCCCCCCCCCCCCCCCACACCCUUUUUAGGCCUUUUUGGGCCAUUGUUUUUCGGCACUGUCUGCAAACAGGUCUUAUUCGCAAGAAUGGAUCUCUGUUGCAGGCAGGGUCCCAGAAUCCAUGCCAGAAUCCACGAAUCGGAGAGUCCAAGAGCCGGAUGCGGAACUAGCUGCAUUUUCGCACACUUCCCUCUCCAAAAAACAGGUGCCCUGAUGCCAUGUUGACUGCUGGACUCCGGUCAGAGAACUUCAGACCUCCGGUCCUACAAUAUUUAUGAAACUUUAGAAUUUCAUCUCAAUUACUACGUUUGAAGAGAUAAGAAUUAUAUAAAACUUUUAUUUCUGGACUUUAAGAACUUACAAUGGGAUUGUUUUUGCCUCUUUGUAUUUUUUAUUUAUAUUUGUUCAUUUAUUUUAAAUGAAGCCUUUAAUAAUCUAAUUAGGGUCGGCCCGUAUUUUUAACAUAUGCUAGAGCUCUUUUAAUUAUGUAAUUGCAAUUAUACUUUGUACUUUUGUCUCCCAUUCAACUGUUAUAAGUUUCAUCAUUUAAAUAAAUAUGGAGUAAUUAUAUUCACACAGAAUCACA
Molecule: messenger RNA, 9055 nt
Organism: Bacillus rossius redtenbacheri
Lineage: Eukaryota; Metazoa; Arthropoda; Insecta; Phasmatodea; Bacillidae
Product: meiosis-specific nuclear structural protein 1-like
Exons: 11
Coding region: 3431-4855 (474 amino acids)
Biological process (GO): cilium organization
Cellular component (GO): motile cilium
Source: RefSeq, a predicted model, not a curated record